AUGGCAUCCUUGAAAAUGAUUUCUUCUCUCAAACUUUCUCAUUCAAAUUCUGCAUCUCCUCUUCAAGCUCCAAACCAACUAGUUUCUUCUGGUGUCUCUCGCUCCUUCCCAACUAAAAAGUUUAAUAUUCCAACCACCCGGCAAUUUUCUGCAAGUUCCAAGAACACCACAACCGCUGCAUUCUUCUCCAAUAACCAAAAGGAACAUCAACAAUCUUCAAAACCAGGUAAAGUUCAAGAACUGUUUGUGUAUGAGAUGAACGAACGUGAUCGAGGAAGUCCGGCAUACCUGAAACUAAGUCAGAAAUCAACGAACUCGCUAGGAGAUUUAGUUCCGUUCAGCAACAAACUGUACUCGGGAAACUUGGAGAAAAGAAUAGGCAUAACUGCCGGCUUAUGUAUACUGAUCCAGCAUGUACCGGAGAAAAAGGGAGACCGAUAUGAAGCGAUUUACAGCUUUUACUUUGGAGACUAUGGUCACAUAUCAGUACAAGGAGCUUACCUCACAUACCAAGACACAUAUCUGGCUGUAACAGGAGGAUCUGGAAUUUUUGAAGGUGUUCAUGGAAAAGUUAAACUUCAACAGAUUGUGUUCCCAUUUAAGCUGUUUUACACAUUUUACUUGAAGGGUAUUCCUGAUUUGCCUCAUGAGUUACUUGGGAACCCUGUUGAACCAUCGCCAAAUGUUGAGCCUUCUCCUGCUGCUAAGGCCACUCAGCCUCAUGCCUCUUUAUCAAACUUCACCAACUGA
Lathyrus sativus (Indian pea) is the source of this 750-nucleotide messenger RNA. NCBI's taxonomy places the organism in Eukaryota, Viridiplantae, Streptophyta, Magnoliopsida, Fabales, Fabaceae. The record is from the annotation of a GenBank genome assembly.